AGAUGAAUAGAUUAAUUGGAAAGCCUUCUACCGUAGACAAAUUUAAUGGAGUAUGCCUAUAUGUUUAUAAGGAAUAAUCCCUCUCUAUCAUGAGCGCUUCUUCUCUUCUUCCUUCAAGCACCUUUGCUCCUCACAUUCAUUGUUGAUUAUCACGCUCUUUUCGAAAGCCUUUCGCACCUUUCAUACAUAACUCCAAGUCGAGUUUAUUCACUAUUUUCAAGCACAUAUCUAAGUUUCCGGUCCGAGACCAAAUAAAAAUAAGAAUUCUUCUCCCGCCGUUUCAAUCACACAAACAAAUUCAAAAUGCAGCUCCCAAUCAAGACUCUCGUCGCUCUCCUCCCUUUCUUCCUUCAAGUUAGUGCUCAAGCCUCUGGUUCCGGCACCACCACUCGUUACUGGGAUUGUUGCAAGCCAUCUUGCGCUUGGUCUGGCAAAGCUACUCUCGAAUCUGGCUCUGGACCAGUCGGAACCUGCGAUGUUAACGACUCACCUCUUUCAGACCCUACCGCAGUUGCUGUUUCUGGAUGCGACGGUGGAAACUCUUACAUGUGCUCAGACCAAUCUCCUUGGGCAGUUAGCGAUGAUUUGGCAUAUGGUUAUGCUGCCGUUAACAUCGCUGGUGGAAGCGAGGCUUCAUGGUGUUGUGCUUGUUAUGAAUUGACUUUCACCAGCACUGCUCUUGCUGGCAAGAAGAUGAUCGUUCAAGCUACUAACACCGGUGGUGAUCUUGGCUCAAACCAAUUUGAUUUGGCUAUCCCAGGUGGAGGUGUUGGAAUCUUCAAUGGUUGUACAACCGAAUUUGGUGCUCCUUCCUCUGGAUGGGGUUCACAAUAUGGUGGUGUCUCCGCCGUUUCUUCCUGCUCAACCUUCCCAGCUGCCCUUCAGCCAGGUUGCAACUUCAGAUUCAAUUGGUUCGAAGGUGCCGAUAACCCAACCGUCGAUUUCAAACAAGUCGAAUGUCCAGCAGCAUUGACCAAGAGCACUGGAUGUAAGAGAGCCGAUGAUUCAAGCAUGCCAGCUCCAGAUGCCUCGGGAAGUGCAUCCGCUUCCCCAGUUGCAAGCACUUCUGCAGCAGUUGUCCCUCACAUCGCUGUCCCUUCUUCCAAGGCUUCCUCUGCCCCAGCAGUUACUUCCCACUCUUCCGCCACUAAAUCCGCAAAGACCAGUGUCGCCGCUCCUCAUUCCACCUCUGCUUCGGCUGGCGAUGACGAUGAUACUUGCGAUGCCGAGUAAAUUACGAAAACCAGGAGUUUCGACAUGGAAUGGAGUUUGAUGAACCGUAGAGGUAGAGGUAGAGAUAGAUGAUAUGAAUCAGAUGGCUGGGUAGAGAGCCUGGCUAAAGAUGAUGAAAGAUACCUUCUUGUAAUUAUUUUCCCAAUCGCCAAAUUCAAAUAUGAAUUGAACCAACUUUUUUACAACAUUA
Molecule: messenger RNA, 1423 nt
Organism: Botrytis deweyae
Lineage: Eukaryota; Fungi; Ascomycota; Leotiomycetes; Helotiales; Sclerotiniaceae
Exons: 2
Coding region: 304-1233 (309 amino acids)
Biological process (GO): carbohydrate metabolic process
Molecular function (GO): cellulase activity
Source: RefSeq, a predicted model, not a curated record